Poecilia latipinna (sailfin molly) is the source of this 1597-nucleotide messenger RNA. RefSeq names its product YJU2 splicing factor homolog (gene yju2). The record is from RefSeq and is a predicted model, not a curated record. Gene Ontology annotation, cellular component: U2-type catalytic step 1 spliceosome. NCBI's taxonomy places the organism in Eukaryota, Metazoa, Chordata, Actinopteri, Cyprinodontiformes, Poeciliidae. Gene Ontology annotation, biological process: mRNA splicing, via spliceosome. The transcript is spliced from 8 exons. The coding region runs from base 179 to 1204 and encodes 341 amino acids.
GAAGAGAAAGUUGUUGUAGGUGGCCACUCACACCACUGGGGGGCAGCAGCAUAUCCUGAAAAUCGGAAGCAAGCGAUACAACCGGAAGUUUAUAUUCCAGCAGUUUAGCUUUGUGAGCUAAUCCUUUUCGGUAUUCUUUGGUUUUUCUCUUUGAGUUGUAUUACAACCAAAAGCAACAAUGUCCGAAAGAAAAGUCCUGAAUAAAUACUACCCUCCGGACUUCGAUCCUGCCAAAAUCCCAAAACUUAAACUCCCGAAAGAUCGUCAAUAUGUCGUCAGAUUGAUGGCUCCGUUCAAUAUGAGGUGUAAGACAUGUGGCGAGUACAUCUACAAGGGAAAGAAAUUCAACGCUCGUAAAGAGACCGUUCAGAAUGAACUAUACAUGGGACUGCCGAUCUUCCGAUUCUACAUCAAAUGCACUCGGUGUCUUGCUGAGAUCACAUUUAAGACUGACCCAGAGAAUACGGACUACGCCAUGGAGCAUGGCGCAACACGUAACUUCCAGGCUGAGAAACUCAUUGAGGAAGAGGAGAAGAGGAUCCAGCAGGAGAGGGAAGACGAGGAAUUAAACAACCCCAUGAAGGUGUUAGAAAAUCGCACAAAGGAUUCCAAGAUGGAGAUGGAAGUUCUGGAGAACCUCCAGGAACUGAAGGAGCUGAACCAGAGGCAGGCUCUGGUGGACUUCGAGGGAAUGAUCGAUCGAUAUAGAGAGCUGGAAAAGAGAGAGAGGGAGCGAGAAAAAGAGGAGGACGAGCGCGAAACGACAGAGAUGUUGGAGCGUGUGCUUGUGAAAAGACUGAGAGACUCUGAUUCCGAUUCAGACAGAGAGGAGCAGAGCAGCAGCCAGUCAAAGACGUCCUGUGCAGACAAACCAACUGAUAUUCUCACCACUGACAAAACUGAUGUGCAGGGAGCUUCAUCUGGUGGAGUAAAGAGGGCCAAGGUGGAGAGCUGGGAGAAGAGUGUUGGAACCCUGGGAGGUCGAGGGGCGUUAAGCUCCCUGGUGGUGCGAAAGAAACCAACGGCGACGGAUAAAAGACCCGUUACAGAGGAAGCAACUGUUUCUCCUGUAUCAAAAACAGAUUCAAAGACGUCAACGGGUGACUCGACGGAUGCUCCUAAAUCCAGCGUUUCCCAAAACGGCUCGUCAUCUCUCAGCCUGCUGGGGGCGUAUUCAGACAGCGACAGCAAUGACAGCGAGUGACAGCAGAUGUAGAGGAAGACGUGUGAAAGUUCAGCUCAGAAACUAAAUCAUAUGCAAGUUGUAUUGUCAUCCACCCUCGUAAAAUUCAUAAAAAAAAUAUAUUAUUUUAUGAUUUGUUUUUGAGUUAGAAUAAACGUAUGGUGAUUGUGUAAUAUUUUUGAACAAAGUGUUCCAUUAAAAUAUUUUAUUCAAACUUUAAAAGACUGAUUUGACUGCAGUGGUCAUUGAAAGUGAGGCAUAGUGAUGAAUUAAACUGUUCUUGUGUCACGUUUUAUUGCAAAAACAUGAACAAUAAAAAAAAUGCCCUCUCUCAUCUAUACCUGCUCUGUCAUUAGGCAACACAGGAAUUAAGAAAGCAAUAUUUAGACACUGUAUUUCAUAAAGAUGCAGCCA